Messenger RNA from Porites lobata, 3065 nucleotides. The record is from the annotation of a GenBank genome assembly. NCBI's taxonomy places the organism in Eukaryota, Metazoa, Cnidaria, Anthozoa, Scleractinia, Poritidae.
AUGUUCACAGCCCUGUACACUGUUUUCAAGAAAAUUAGGACAAAGACAGUAUACACAGUUUGUUCUUAGAAAUCAUACAUUGCAUUAAGCUCAGCCUACAGAUUAGUUAGUUAUCUGGUGGCAAAUAGACCUUUGUAUGAAAUUGUCCACCCAAACCUCAUCCUCAUUUCUUUGCGUUUGCUCAAUAGAGCGUAUGCGGGAAAGGUCUAUUAGUGACUAAUCUGUAGGUUGUGUGCGCGGAGGGAGGUGGGGGAGGGAAGUUACUUCCCAUACAUUCUCUUAAAUGAAAUGGAAAUGAUGUUCUCACAACUUGCAAAGCAAUCAUCAAGGGUCUUGCCAGCAGUUUUGUGUACUGAUGUUGCACAUUGUAUCAUAAACCAAAGUUACAAUGUAAACGGUUUUGAGAAGGAACAAAAUCAUGGUAGUUGAAGACGGGAUUGUUUCUCACUAUUGCAUUUCGUUUAUUUUGGUAAAUUGCAACUUUACUGAUUUUAUGUCGCUUUUCAGACGUAUUGUAUGUUGCGGUCUUUCUUUUUUCUCUUUGUAGAGUUUGGAAUAUGCAACAUAUAGCCUGAGAACAGGCUUUCUGUUUGGGGGAAGGGCAAAAAAGUUGGGAGGAGAGGGAAGGGAAAGGGGAGAGCCUUAAGACAAACGUUUGAGGCCGGUAUUCCACCCUCUUGUCUAUUAAUUGCUGAUCUUCUGUCAGCAAGAUUGUCAAUUAAUGUAGUCAGUUUUGCAUGUAAAAAGGGGGUCAGGAGGCAACACUUGACUUUUACCUGGUGCCAAAAUGCUGCUUGUUCCAAUGAGUUCUUUCUCUGGUGGUAGAUUAUGUGCUGGAGCGUAAGCUUUGACUGAGCAAAAUUGUGGUUUUCCCUCUCAUUUAAAAGUGAGAGGUCAUGACAUGUAUACUGAUUGUCUGAGGUUAUUGUUGUCAUUGUUUCUGGUCAGUGUGAUUUGCCCUCUGAUGCAAGAGCAUUUUAUUUUAGCUCUUUUGAAAUGUAUUUUUGUGGCUAAAUAAGCUUAUCAGUGUUUUGCCAGAAGAAGCCAUGUUAAAGAUCAAAAGACCUGUCAGUGUUCUCACCAAUAGGAGCUUGUAUCAGAAUCUGAUGCACAGUGGGUGCCGCAAAAUAGCAGCCUCAUAGGUUUCUCUACUGGCUCUUCCCCUUCCCCUCUCAUGAUUUUUUUAACUUUCCCCAAACAGAGAGCCUGUACUGUUCACAGGCUAUGCAACAUAAUGCAUGUAUUAUAGCAACAUAUAGCUGAAACAAUCGCCAAAGAGUUAACAUAUUGAGAAGUGUUUUGCUGCAAACCCAAGGAAAGUUAAGUUAAUCACUUAAAAUAUGGAAAUCCAGAAGGCACUUUAGAGAAAAUUAGAACCCUUAUUCAGCCGUAAUAAAAAGCUUUAUGUUUUAUAGAGGUCAAAGAAAAUGCUCUUGCGUCAGAGGACAAAUCUUGCUGACCAGAAACAAAAACCACAGUAAAUCAAUAUGUGUUCCACGACCUCUCAGUGUGAGACAAGUAGCAAAAAUCACAUUUGUUCAGUGAAAUAAUUGUAGAACCUUCCAGAGCAUAAUCUACCCAGCAGAGGAAAAAAACUUAUUGGAACGAGCAACAUUUUGGUAGGAGGUAAAAGUCGUUUUAAUAGGCCUACCAACCAACCCCUUUUAUUGCUGUGUGCUCGAUAAACAUGCUAUCGUGGAUCCCAUGCCAGCCACGAUAGAAUCAGGUAAAUCCCACUAUUUACAGUAGUGCGAUUUGAAUACCCCACUCAAUGCAUGAAUCUGCCAUAAUCACCCAGCAUGCAAAGAAAGUAGUGUCCGAUAGCCGGGGGCUAGUGAAUUUUGCUAUCAGGGUGGCGAGCUCUGUUAUUAACUUGCCCGAUGGACAAGUGAAGUUUUUUGAGGAAUUCAAAUUACAGAAGUACUGUAAAAUCAGUCUGCUCAUCAAAACAUUUUUGGGGCUAGUUGAAAUGAUGUUUGGGCUAGUAAAUGUUAGCUUCAGCUGUAAAACUUUCUUUGCACCCUGUCACCAUACUGAUAGGAAUCUAAGCAAGUGCAAACUCUGCCGCCAUGUUUGUGCAAUAUGCACUAAGCACGACGGACUAAAGAGCCACCCACCCGACAAAGGCUUCUAUUGUCUUGACCCAGGGAGGCUCCCUGGUCUUGAUCAAUGAUCACUGAAGUGUGAACGAAAAUUCACAAGUUGUGUUGAAAAUACACAUGGUUGAGUUUGAAAUAUGACUCGGUAAGUGGCAAAAUGCCCUGAGUAUUCGUUCAGGCAUUCAAGCUUAUAAAAAGUAGCAAUAUUGGAAAAUUUGUCUGGUGUAUAGUUUUAUUCAUAGCGCCGAGUUGAAAAUUGCAUGGUUCUACUAUGUAAUUUGAUGAAGCGAGUUGAAAAUACAUAGUGAGCAAGGUCAAAUAGAAGAGUUGAGUUUAAAAGCCAAGGGACGCGAGCAUAAAAACGUUUUCUUCUAAAGGAAGAGUGUAAAAUUUUGAAUUCAGCUAUAAAAUUCAAGUACCGAGGUUAGAGAUUUAAAUGAUGCAUUUAAAAUUGAACCCAUGAAUUUUGGCAGGGAUCGUACACCAUAAGCCUGACUUUGUUUCUACCCCCUGGUGUGCACCAAGUAUGAUUUCUAAGAGGAAUGUCGAACUGUGUUCCAUGCAAUUCUGUGUUUGUCCUUGUUUUCUUGAAAACAAUGCAUAAUGAAACAACUAUUAGAAUUGGUUUUUGUGAUAUUUGGAAUAAUCAAGGUCUCAGUAAGUGUUAUCAGCCUCGGCCUUCGGCUCAGCUGAUGUCAUUUAGUCAAUCCUCUCCCUUGAUUAUUUCUGGAUAUCACAAAAGCUCAUCCCACACCAUUUGUUGUUUAAUAUUAACAAAGUGAACCAAGACUGUGGUGGCACAGCCCCUGUACAUUAAUUUGUAAAUACUCAGUAUCUUACAUUUCAUUGGGUAAUUAAGGCAGCAGUGACAGUUAAAAGUAAUGAAGUGAACUUCACUGAUUCCUGAUUUUCCUUUCAGUACUAGGCAAACAUCUUAGGAGCACUAUGCAAUAUUGUGCAGGUUAG